This is a messenger RNA of Python bivittatus (Burmese python), 7456 nucleotides long. NCBI's taxonomy places the organism in Eukaryota, Metazoa, Chordata, Lepidosauria, Squamata, Pythonidae. The record is from RefSeq and is a predicted model, not a curated record.
GCGUAUUGGAUCCACUGACGAAAAGUCAGGCGGGCAGGUCUCGCUAGCUGGAGCCACGGGCUCCGCUUUCCAUUCCGCGUUUUCCACCCCAGCAUAGGAGGUGGGAUCCAGCCAGCGCUAAAUUCCAACUCCAGUUUUUGCAGGCAGCCUCCUCCAGCUGUUUAGCGCAUCUGGUCCGCCGCGCCUUCUUCUCCUUCUCCUCUUCCUCGUGUAGACACACCACAGCUGCUAGCGCCGAAGAAGCUGCCAUGUCCGGGGAAGAAGCUGCCGGGGAAGAUGCGGGCGCGCCUCAAACGGGCACUGCCGCUCCACCCGCAGAGGAGCAGCGGAACGAAGAAGCGGCGGCGGCGGCCGCAACAGGCAGACCCGCCGUACCUGCCAGUACCGCUGCUGCUGGGCGCCAGUAUAGGGCACUGGUGCUCACCGGCUUUGGUGGUUACGAGAAGGUGAAGGUGCAGACCCGGCAGCUGCCUCAAGCGGAGCCCAGCCCGGGCGCUGGCCAAGUCAGCGUGCAGGUCCGGGCCUGCGGGCUCAACUUCGCCGACCUGCUGGCUCGCCAGGGGCUCUACGAGAGGCUUCCCGCGCCGCCCGUCAGCCCUGGCAUGGAGGCGGCGGGAAUCGUCCUGGCCGUGGGCGAGGGCGUCUCCAGCCCCAAGGUAGGUGAUAAGGUGAUGGUGAUGGCCCGGUCAGGUCUCUGGCAAGAAAUUGUAACAGUCCAAGCCAAUCAGACUUUUCUCAUGCCGGAAGGGAUGAGUUUUGAGGAAGCAGCUGCCUUUCUGGUCAAUUACAUCACAGCCUACAUGGUCCUCUUUGACUUUGGCAAUUUGCGCCCCAACCAGAGUGUCCUUGUCCACAUGGCAGCAGGUGGUGUGGGAACUGCAGCAGUCCAACUGUGCAAAACUGUGGAAAAUGUCACCAUUUUUGGCACAGCAUCUGCCUCCAAACAUGAGGCCCUCAGAGAGAACGGGGUGACUCACCCUAUUGAUUACCGGGCAGCUGAUUAUGUGGCUGAAGUCCGGAAGAUCUCUCCCAAAGGUGUAGAUGUUGUUUUGGACCCCUUGGGUGGUUCAGAUACCACAAAAGGAUUUCACCUCCUGAAACCAAUGGGUAAACUAGUCACCUAUGGUGUAGCCAACUUGCUAACAGGGCAGAGGAAGAACCUGAUGGCUAUGGCAAAGACCUGGUGGAACCAGUUUAGCAUCAAUGCCCUGCAGCUGCUUCAUCUCAACAAAGCAGUUUGUGGCUACCACCUGGGCUACCUAGAUGAGGAAGUAGAGCUCUUAACUGCCGUGGUGACCAAGCUAAUUGCUCUCUACAAUCAGGGCAAAAUCAAACCAAAGGUGGACUCUGUUUGGCCCUUUGAGCAGGUGGUGGAUGCCAUGAAGCAGAUGCAAGAGAAGAAGAAUGUUGGGAAAGUCGUCUUGAUUCCUGAAGCUCCACCGAAGGAUGAAAGCAAGAAAACAGAGAAUUAAAGCAAAGGGCAUGGGUGGACUGUUUGACCUCAGGUUGAUUUUGGGGGACUUUUUUUUUACUGCCUCCCCUCCCCCCACAUCUGACCCUUGAGGGAAGUAGGAAUGGACAGGUCUCUCACUGCUGUUAAUGGAAUAAGUGACAUGAGGAUUGAAGAGAAAAAUGUCUUGUCUUGUGGUUAAUUGACUGUUUAAAGAUGAGGCAAGCUUCUAAGUUUCAUAAAAUCUUUACAGAGUGGAACUUAAAAGAUUGUCCCAUCUCUAUGAAAAUAUUGGUUGGCCUAGUUUAAAAAACAAAAGAUUAUCAUGUAAAUCCAGCACUUCUUCUUUUGCAAUCUUGAUACUUUAUUCUUAAAGGAACCAUAGGGCAUCAUCUGAAGAGGUGAAAGAUGUACAAGGCAGGUGUAUCCAUUGACAUUUUCUCUGAUUUUUUGAUCUUAAUUCAUUCACUGUUCAUAAAUUCCUAGCCAUGUUGUUUGUCUCUAUGGCCUCUUCUCUCCUUAGCCAUCCUUAUCUUGCCUCUGAAUACUCAGUGACUAAUAAGUUUAGAGCAUGUAAAACACCCAUUGUUCUAGCAGCUAUUGACAGUUGACAGUUUCCAUAGAAAUAAAUCUUCAGACCUGCCACUUUGGAAGGGCACAUUUAAUAAGCAGAACACACUAGACAUCUUUGCAGCUAGGUGGGGGAGGAAGGGAAUUUUGUUUCCGGUGGUGGUCCUAUAACUUGGUGCAACAAAGCCACCACUGCUUCCUGCAAUAUGGAAGUACCCUGUGCUAUCUAGGCAAACCCAGCUUAUCAAGUCUUUUUCAAAAUCUAUUAGGCAGAUUGCAAGCAUGGGGAAAUCAAGGAAUUGCCAGUGAAGGAAGCCCCAAGACUCCAAACCAUGGCUUCUUUUGGAGAGAAAUAUUGAUUUUUUUCCAUGUAAAUGUGUUCAAACAGACAUAUAUUUAACAGUGCUAAACAGCUGACUACUCUGUAAUCUCAAAAUAGUGAUAUCAUGUUUGUCAUCUCAGUGGCUUGUGACUUGAUAUGGGGCUGAUCUGAUGUUUAACUAUAAAAACAACGGACGUGUUCUCAGUCAAAGAUAUGAGAAAUGCUUUGAUCACAGCAUCUGUGCCAGUCAUUUGCAAGUUAUAUCCAACAUGAACCUAGUUUAUGUUUAAGACUCACUGCAGGUGAAAUAUUCUCUUUAUAUUUUCAUUUUGUGGAGGAAGGGCAAAAUGACCAAUUCUCUGCAAGAAACAGAUUGGGCAGGAGGUAGAAACAGAUUCUUUGAUUAGUUUGUAAGCAUUCUGUAUUGGCUUGAAAAAAUCAGUUGGUCACUUUGAGAGUGUACACAUAAACUAUUUUUGCUGAAGACAUUUUAUGUUGAGUAGGUUAAGUCUGCUCCUGUUUCAUUCACCACCAUUUCUGAAAGCUCUUCCUUGAAAAUCCAAAGUUCUUUUUUUUAUGUCAGUAAAUAUUUUUACUCUUUUAGAGAUUGGAUCCUGAGAGUAUUUCUCUGCACUUUGAAUUAUCCAUUUCUGACGCUCCUCCUUUUUCCAAGAGUGCUGCCAGUCUACUUUGGGUGAGGCUGAUAUCCUUCUUCCCGUUUCAGUAAGCAACAUAGGUCCCAGAAAAGGUCAAGGGACUUCUGAGGUUAUUUCUUUAGUCUUUUCCUUUGAUUCUCACAGUUAGUAAUGGCAGAAAAACCCUAAGUCCGGUAUUCUGUCUUUUAUUGGCCUAGGGGAAAAAAAAGAAGAAAGAAAUACUUUCAGUAGAUUGUAUCAACUAAGCAUUUUUCUUUCUGGCAAGUAUUUUUGCUUUUCCCAUCAGAAAGCCGUCUAUGAAAAUGUUGAGGCCAACCCUCAGCUGUUAGCAAAAUAUAUGUAUGUGAGAAUGGAAACCAUUUUUGGAGUGUUUUUGGUUCAUCAGGCCUUGAUUGCUCAUAUUAUUUAGGGGAUCCUCAGCUUAUAAUCUUUUGCAGGACUGUGUUUGUCUAGCAUGCCUGUUUUGGGAACAGAACAUUCUCACAACUCUUGCACAAUGCUAUAGCUUUUCAAUCUUUAGUACUGCAUCUAAUUCCUGAUACUUUAUUAGGGGCAGGGGAAAGAGAGAUUCAUUUUUUAUUUAAAAAAACCGAAAUGGAAAAUCACACCUUCAAUGUAAUAUUUAUAAAUAUUUUCUCUUCCUUCUCAAACAUCCAGUUGCUGAAACAGUUGCCAGUCUGUCCUUCCCUAAUCUAGCGAUUAUGGAAACAGUAAGACAAUAUAUUUGCAAGACUCCAACUUGGGAAGGCUGUUCUAAAACACCUUGGCUGUCACCUUUAUAAUAAACAACCGCAUUAGACAUUUUGGUGAGUAACACAGGGAAGGAGCAUCUAGUGCAGUCAAUGUAGAGAAAAACUAGGUUUGAAUGCCAAACAUCCAGUGGAUUUCAUCUAAGCAAAAGAUGAAAGUUCUGGAAGUGAUUAUUCUUGCUGUGGAUCAUUCCUUUAAUUAUUCUGUAUAUCUUGAUGUUUUGAGAUUGGUGAGUACAUCAUUUCUAGAGGCUCAAACAAAGGCCACUAAGCACUUUUUAACAUUGUUUAACCUGCCAUAUUCUUAUUGAAAGGUAUUACAGAAUCCAGAUUAAUUGAUGGGAUCCUAGAUCAGGGAGGAACCAAAAGGCCAGUUGCUUCAAGGAGCCGAUGUUCAGUGCUAGAGCAUGUGAUUUUUAUGAGGUAAUUCCAAAUCCAAGCUGGUUAGGAGAGCUGGAAAAAAUGUUGGCCUGAGAACUUUCAGUGGCCCUUAAUGGUUUAAUGUAGUGUAAGGCAGAUUCCUAGAAGCUCAUAUAUUAUGGAAGGACAGCUGGCUGGUCAGCCAGCCACUCAUUCACAGUCAAAUGCAACCUUUUCCAGCUUCAAGCCCUUCAGAGAUAUUGAACUUCAAUUCUCAGCAUUUCCAGCAGAGGGAAUUUCCAGGUUCCAUAUAUGGAGGGCAUCAGGAGCGGAAGAGGCAGAGAUCUGAUCUGAUGUAUGAGAGACUCAAUAGAUCUUGGAGACCAACCUAGAACAUGAGGCUAUGGUCCUGAUUAUCUGAUGUGGCAUUUCUUCUGCCACUUACUUUGUACAUAUCCUCAUACCUCUUGGUAUUUUUACCAUCCAGGUCCAAUUUUUUACCUUCCGAUCUUUAAGAUUAUAGGCCAAUAGGAGUUUACAGAUCCCAACUGUAAGGUCAAAAAGAAAACUGGAAUUCCCAACUUUCUCUUAUUUUAAGCACAACAGGGAAUUAAAAUCAGUCUUGCAUGAUCAGCUGUGUUCUCCCAAGCUCUUACAAAGGGGAGGGGUGGGGGAGGGAAAGAAUCUAUUGUAAAACUUCAUGGGUUUUUGAUGUUUUUUUUUUCUCAUGCCUUUCUUCUUGCUGCUGCCUGGUGCCUUAUUCUGGAUGGCAUUCCAAAACAUUUCUAACCUCAUCAUUGUAAAAUUGCAAGGAAUAGCCUUGCCUUUAAAAGAACUUAUAUGCUGCAUUGUUACUCCCAAUUUAUUGUGCCUUGUUCCAAACAGUGAGUAAGGUCUAAUUCAAGAAGCCUUUGCCAAUGUUGACUUGUUUAAAAAGAGUGCCCCACUCCAAGAAAAUAGUAUGAAAUAUAUUUAUGGCUUCUGUUCUUUAAUCAAUGAGGACACCUACAUAAGAGGAUGAAUUGUUGCAGAAAUGCAUAAAUUCUGAUUCUAUUAAUGGACACAGAGUUCUCCUAGAUAGCCUCAUCCUUCCUUACUUGAGCCAUGGGACAUUUUCUGCAUGGUACUGUGAAAAUGUUGUUUAAGUCUCCUGACCAUUGUUUCUGAAUCUUAAUGGCUGAAAACUACUUUUUAAAUUGAGUAGAUGUCUGGCUUAAUGAACCUCUGUCAAAUGAUAAAUAUGGAGAAUCUGAAUUCUGUUCUUGGUAUAAUUUGUGGAACUGCCCAUUGGUGAGAGAUAACCAGCCCCUUCCUGUAGUGUGCUCCAGUGCCUUUGGGAAGAGAUGGGGCAAAUAUAGCUUUUCAUGUAUUUGCAAACACACCCCAAAAGAAAAACAGUUCUUAACCCAAAGCAGCAGCAAGAGAUAUCCUGUUCCCUUCCUGCAACCUUGCUUUCUCAUGCUGGAAUCUGACAGUUUUCCAAUGUUCCUCCUGAACAGAAGAGAUCUUUGCCUUUGUGCUGGAGUUAAAGCUGAUUUGUCUUACUACUACUCAGUAAGCUGUAGUUCUUUUAUACAGAAAACAUCAAAUUUUAAAGCACUAUAACUAUGCUCUUUGUUGCCUUGCUGAUUAAUACUGUAACCUUGAACUUUGUAUCAUCCCUUUUAUUUUGCAACUUGACUGUGUGUGUCUGUAUGCAUGCAUGCGUGUGUUUCAGACAAUGGUUUUAUGGGCCAUUUGUAAUAAUAAAGCCCCUUGACCAUCACUCCCCAUCCUUUUAAAAUUAAAAUAAGUGGUCUUAACCGAUUAAAACAAUGUGCUUAACUUCAAGGACAAAAAUGUGUGGGGUGGGGGGAGAAAUAAGGUGUUUUCUUGAACUGUCCAUAAAACAAAAUACAAGGACAAUAUUUAUCACAAGAAGCCUUUCUUGAUGGAUUUUGUUGCAGAGUUCAAGGUAGCUGAUACAACUCCAAAAUGAUGCUGCAUAGACUGCCAUACGUAUGGGUGACACGAAGGGCCAAAGAUGGAGCACUUUAAUUGAAAAAGUGCCAUAUGUCCUGCUCAGUGAGCUUUUAAGCAACGUGUACCCUGAACAUUACUGAAGGCCCAAAGAGCAUUUUUUGCAAAACCUGUUUCAUAGGGCUGAAGUGGGCCCUCGGUGGCAUGAACUAAUAGCGGCCCUCUUACACAGCAGCUACAGCAACUUGAUCUGGCAGUUAAUACCAGCUCCCCUUCUUUAGGGACCCCCUCAAAUAAAGAAGUGAAAGGGAUGAAGGCAAAGCUCCCUCAGGGAAAUGAUUUGCAAUGUGCCAAAAUUAACAUCAGAGUUGGGCUUCAUUUGUUUUUCUGUUGGAGAUGAAAUACCUGUAGAGAGAUUUUUUUUAAAAAAACUUCCUAUAUGAAUGAAAUCUCUCAUUUUUUAAUAACAUUCCCAAUUAUAGAGAGCAUAGAAUUUAGGGGGGAAGGUCACAGAGAGAGUGAAAUAACUCCCUUUACACUCCUUUUAUAGACCCGCUCUUAUCUUUGAUUGUCAGGAUGACUUAGUUCAACUGUCCCUCAUAUUUCAACAUUUCAGAAUUCUGAGUCCAGAGGUAAACAUUUCAUAGUGUCUGCUAUUUCUUUAAGAUUUGCUUUGUUUUGUUUUUUUUAACCUAAGUCUGUAAAAUAAAAAUCUCAUUUGAAAUAUUUUCUCUCCAUUAUCAUCAGUUAGCUUUUCUUUUUGUUUUAAAGUCCCAUUUGGCAUUGUGUUAGGCUUGGCUCACCAAACCCCAAAAGGAGUAUUACUCACCACUGGGAGAAAUGUUAGCAAAGAAAGCUAAAGUCAAGGUAAUUGUGGGUGUUUCAGAGGCAGGAAAAGCUCUCCCUUUGUCAAGGCAGGCUGUUUUAUUUGCAUGAUCGUUUUAGUGUGAUGUAGGCUUGAAUGCCAAGCCAUGGAUAUCCUGGCCCUGCAGCUAGAGCCAGCUGUGGAACCACAACUGUUGCCAAAUAGAUUCCCCCUCCCCAUGCUAGGGUGAUGCUGAUGAGGAGAAGGCAGCUGGCAGUGAGGGCAGGCUGCACAGCCCCCUCGCAGCUGGUGGCGGCACUUGUCCCACUGCCUCUCCUUCGGGUGGUUCACAAGCAGCUUGUGUGUCUUUAUGGUUCAAGAUGCUUUCUCAAGUCUCUCUAUGGUGUUUGAAAAGAAGUCCUCUUCUGCUUGCGCCUGCAUGUGUGCGUGCGUGUACGUGUGUGUCAACAAAGCAAAUGUGCCAAUGCUGUUUACAGAUUCAGACAUGAAAUUGCUAGUCUGCCUACUGUUACCAUAUGCCUUAUGUGUUUUCUGGGUGUUCCAUUAAAAGCAUAACAAAAAUGA